AUGGCACCAGCAGUAGAAAAUGUCGUUGUACGACAUGAUGAUCGACAACAGCCACUACAGGGACCGCCGGAGAAGCCACAGUACAGGUUAGGAUUUUCUAACUGA
Gongylonema pulchrum is the source of this 105-nucleotide messenger RNA. Lineage: Eukaryota; Metazoa; Nematoda; Chromadorea; Rhabditida; Gongylonematidae. The record is from the annotation of a GenBank genome assembly.